Molecule: messenger RNA, 948 nt
Organism: Cyprinus carpio (common carp)
Lineage: Eukaryota; Metazoa; Chordata; Actinopteri; Cypriniformes; Cyprinidae
Product: GTPase IMAP family member 4-like
Source: RefSeq, a predicted model, not a curated record
AUUACAGGUAAUACUUGUGAUUCUUUUCAAUGCACAGUGCAACAUCCAAGUGAAGAUAUCCAGAUUCUUUUGGUCGGAAAAACAGGGGUGGGGAAAAGCGCAACAGGCAACAUUAUCCUUGGACAGAAGGUUUUUAAAUCAGAGAUAUCAUCCUCUUCUGUGACCGGGGAGUGUGAAAAAAAUCAUGCAAUAAUAAAUGGCAGAAAAGUAUCUGUCAUUGACUCUCCAGGUCUGUUUGACACCAGCCUAACUACAGAGGAAGUGGUCAACAGAAUUAAACUCUGUAUCCCACUCUCUGCUCCUGGUCCACAUGUCUUCUUAGUUGUGAUACAGCUGGGCAGAUUCACAGAUGAAGAGGCAGAAGCUGUUAGAAUCAUUCAAGCUGUUUUUGGUGAGGAAUCCUCCAAUUACAUCAUGGCACUGUUCACUCAUGGAGAUCAGCUGGAGGGCAAAAACAUUCACACAUUUGUGCGGGACAACCCAAAACUGCUCAAUUUCAUCAAAAGAUGCAGUGGACGAUACCAUGUGUUCAACAAUAAAGAACAAAAUCCUGAACAGGUCAUUCAGUUGCUCGACCAGAUUGAUAAAAUGGUCACAGGGAAUGGUGGGCAACACUACACCAGUGAGAUGCUUGAAAGGGCUGAGAGAGCGAUCGAGGAAGAGAAACAACGUAUCCUGAAGGAGAAUGAGGAGCAGGAGAAGGAGACAGGAGAGAUUGAGGGCUCAACUUGAAGACUAGAACCUAAAAAUCAAAAAAAAGCUGAAGAAAAGAUGAAGGAUAAACAUGAGCAGGAGGCAAGACAGCAAGCUGAGAGAAGCCCUUCAGUUUUUGGUCAAAUCUUUAAAUUUUUGGCCAAUUGUGUGAAGAAAGUUUUUAAUUUAGGCUAAUUGUGGAAAUAUAUUUAAUAUAUUUUCACCAUAUUUCAUACAUUUUAUGUUGUGCUAUGU